AUGCCAGGAGAUUUGAAUUUGAAGAAGUCCUGGAAUCCAGCACUUGUUAAGAAUCAAAAGAAAGUAUGGGAGAAGGAGCAAGAGGCCUUGAAAGAGCUCAAGGCAAUAAAGGAACGGUCCAAGGAAAUUGAGCAGGAAAGAGAGAAGGAGGAGAUGAUAAGACUACAAUACGGUGAUGACCCCAAUGCCAUGCCCCACGACAAAAAGAUUGAACUAAAUAAGCUUGCUUGGAUGUAUGAGCAUGGGCCAGAGAAGGACAAAGACAAGUUGAACGAAUCUGGCUUUCGUGAAGUUGAAGAGGACUUCCUUCUGAAGCUGACCGAUGUGGACCAGUUGAUUAAAGGAAGCGUUGCGGUGAAGAAAAGUAAAAGCAAUGCAACGAGUUCGUUUGAUCGAAUCACAAAUGUGGGAAAGUCCGCUCCUUCGCUGUCUCUCUCCGAUGACCCGCUCUUGGCCAUCAAACGCGAGCAGAGGAAGCGUACAUCGGAUACUAAGAGCAAAGAUAGAUCAGAAAGACAUUCUAAACACCGUCAUAGAAGUUCAAGCUCUAACAGAGAACGCUCACCGAGCCGAAGACACCGUGAUAAGGAGACUGAUAGACACAAACACAGAAGGCGAUAUGAAGAAAAGCCUCAUCAAAGAAGAGAUGAACCGAGACACGCUAUAAAUUAUUGA
This is a messenger RNA of Candidozyma duobushaemuli, 675 nucleotides long. RefSeq names its product U2-type spliceosomal complex subunit. The transcript has a single exon. Gene Ontology annotation, biological process: mRNA splicing, via spliceosome. Lineage: Eukaryota; Fungi; Ascomycota; Pichiomycetes; Serinales; Metschnikowiaceae. The record is from RefSeq and is a predicted model, not a curated record. The coding region runs from base 1 to 675 and encodes 224 amino acids. Gene Ontology annotation, cellular component: U2-type spliceosomal complex.